Pipistrellus nathusii (Nathusius's pipistrelle) is the source of this 1176-nucleotide messenger RNA. NCBI's taxonomy places the organism in Eukaryota, Metazoa, Chordata, Mammalia, Chiroptera, Vespertilionidae. The record is from the annotation of a GenBank genome assembly.
AUGGCCGUGUCGGAGAGCCAGCUCAAGAAGAUGGUGUCCAAGUACAAAUACAGAGACCUAACUGUACGUGAAACUAUCAACGUGAUUACAUUAUACAAAGAUCUCAAACCUGUAUUGGAUUCAUAUGUUUUUAAUGAUGGCAGUUCCAGGGAACUAAUGAACCUCACUGGAACAGUUCCUGUGCUUUAUAGAGGUAAUACAUAUAAUAUUCCAAUAUGCCUGUGGUUGCUGGACACAUACCCAUAUAAUCCCCCUAUCUGUUUUGUUAAGCCUACUAGUUCAAUGACUAUUAAAACAGGAAAGCAUGUUGAUGCAAAUGGAAAAAUAUAUCUUCCUUAUCUACAUGAAUGGAAACACCCUCAAUCAGACCUGUUGGGGCUUAUUCAGGUUAUGAUUGUGGUGUUUGGAGAUGAACCUCCAGUCUUCUCUCGACCUACAGUUUCAGCAUCUUAUCCACCAUACCAGGCAACAGGGCCACCAAAUACUUCCUACAUGCCAGGCAUGCCCAGUGGAAUCUCUUCAUACCCAUCCGGAUACCCUUCCAAUCCCAGUGGUUAUCCAGGCUGUCCUUACCCACCUGGUGGCCCAUAUCCUGCCACAACAAGUUCCCAGUAUCCUUCUCAGCCUCCCGUGACCACAGUUGGUCCCAGUAGGGAUGGUACCAUCAGUGAGGACACCAUCCGAGCCUCUCUCAUCUCAGCGGUCAGUGACAAACUGAGAUGGCGGAUGAAGGAGGAAAUGGAUCGCGCUCAGGCAGAGCUCAAUGCCCUGAAACGAACAGAGGAAGACCUGAAAAAAGGUCACCAGAAACUGGAAGAGAUGGUUACCCGUUUAGAUCAAGAAGUAGCUGAGGUUGAUAAAAACAUAGAACUUUUGAAAAAGAAGGAUGAAGAACUCAGCUCUGCUCUGGAAAAAAUGGAAAAUCAAUCUGAAAACAACGAUAUUGAUGAAGUUAUCAUUCCAACAGCCCCACUAUAUAAACAGAUCCUAAAUCUGUAUGCAGAAGAAAAUGCUAUUGAAGACACUAUCUUUUACCUGGGAGAAGCCUUGAGGCGGGGAGUAAUAGACCUGGAUGUCUUCUUAAAGCAUGUACGUCUUCUGUCCCGAAAACAGUUCCAGCUGAGGGCACUAAUGCAAAAAGCAAGAAAGACUGCCGGUCUCAGUGACCUCUACUGA